AUCGCUACCGGUACCCGGGACAGGAAACCAGUUUAAUCAUACCCUAGCAACACUGCCCAAACAAGAUGUCCGUCGCCGGCGCCUUUUAAUGCAGACGUGACAUGUGUGCGUGUGGACCGUUGACGGUGAUAAUUUGUAAGCUGUGGGCUUAGGUGAGAUGAAACCUUGACUUUGAGAAUUCAAUGUGGACGAAACCAGUAAAACUGAAAGAAAAAAUCUGUCUGGAUCAAACUGAAGGAUAAUUCUGUGUGUAGAAGUUCAACAUGAGGUCUAAAAUGCCUGCCACUAGCCGUCAGCACCUCCCUGGCAAAAGCCAUCUCAAGAGUUGUACUCUCCAAUUUGAUCAACAAGGCAACAAAAGCAAAGUUAAGCGUUAUGGAAUUGAGGUGGUCAAAGGUCUGACAUGGAGAGGAUGGGAGCCAGGCGGAGAAUACACAAAGAAUAUCAUCCUCAAGAAUGUCAAUGUCAAGACGCAGAAGCUGACAUACAGCUCCCCAAGCAGUCGGUUCUUUUCUACACUUUAUCCAGAGCCAAUAAUUCUGAGUACUGGUACAAGCUUCAGCCUACCCAUCACCUUCCGACCACUUGAAAAAAAUGUGUAUUUGGACAAGAUUGAAUUCCAGACAACUGAAGGAGUUUUUGACAUUCCAAUUCAAGCAGUGCUACCUCAGCAUGAUCUUUCACUACCAGAGCACCUGGACUUUGGCAUGUGUGCUUCAAUGCACAAUCUUCAGAAGACAUUUGAGCUGCACAAUAUAAGUGAAUUAGCAACCCGUUUUGCUUGGUUGGUGUCCCAGCCAUUUGUACUUGAGCCAUCUGAGGGAACUCUUGCGCCUAAAGCCAAAUGUACCAUCCUGGCUACAUUCAAGCCGAUGUCUGCCUUGGUUUAUGAAACAGUAGCUGAAUGUCGAUAUGGGGAAGAUUUGUCACACAAGAAGACUCUUAGAUUGGAGGGUAUUGGUAAAUAUCCCCAUUUGUUGGCAAGUGCUCCUGGUAAGAACCCGAAGGCCAUGGACAACCUCAGCAUGGAGAAUGUUAUAUCAUUUGGAGAUGUUCCCAUUGGAACAGUAUCAGAGAAAUCACUGCUACUGUACAAUCUCUCACCGGUUGCUGUACCAUUCACAAUUGAGCAUCCUAGCAUCAACACAUCUAUUGAUACUGUCUUCCACUGUAGUCAAACAAAUGGAAUUGCUUCAUCUGAGAGUCUACUUCAGAUUCCAGUGAAGUUUCAGCCACAGAAUGUCAAUGAGGAGAGUGUGGAUUAUCUUCAUGUACAUGCCAUUGACAAAGUCAGCAAGACGGUGGUUAAGCUGGUUGGAAGAUGUUCAGGACCACAAGUUAGCCUAGGAAGCAAGAUUUUGAACUACGGUCUGAUUAGCACUGGCCAAUCAGGAGCAAGGAGUGUGGACGUUAUCAAUACGUCCAGUGUAGCAGCAGUAUUUCAGUUCAUGAUUGACAGUAACGGGAGUGCAUUCAAGUUUAGUGUUCACUGUGGCAAGAUUGAAGCAAACACUACUCAGACCAUCAGUGUUCACUUCAAGCCGACCCAUCCCAUUAAUUACUAUCGCAGGGUCACUUGUGUUGUGCAGAACCAGGAUGCCUUGUUUCUGGAUUUGAUAGGGACAUGCCAUACGGAGCUUGUCAAGCCAGCUGUAUUGCAGCCAGAGCAUCUGACCCGUUUCAGGGUACAUCUGACUCGUGGCUUUACUGUCUUCCCUCCUGAGCAAUUAAAUGAGAUUCUGAAGGAAGGUAAAUUACAGCUGGAUGACAAGGGCUGUCUUAUACACCAAGAAGCAGAAUCAGUUGAAACCUACCUCAAUCAAGAAGAUCCUGAACCAGCAAUGGCAGAAUGUUUCAGUGAUGGUUGCUAUGGAUCAACAAGUAAAACACUUCAUGUUGGUGUUGAUUCCGUCCAAGUCGACUUUGGCCAGUGCCUAAAUCUGGGUCACAUAGAGUCCAAGACUGUGAAUGUCACCAACCACACCAAGGGCAAGAUGACAGUGACAUGGAUGACAGAUGUUUCCAACGUCUUUUCAGUCACACCCAUCACAUGUGAUAUCCCACCCCUCAAGAUGACAUCUUUCAGGAUAUCCUUCAAACCAGGAGCACCCAAUCAAUUUUUUGCUGUAGAGCUCGAAGGAUACGCAUUUUACAAGAGCAUGCGAGACUAUCGUUUGGUACAAGAUGAGACCUUCUGCCCUCCAUGGUGUCUGACUGUCUCUGCUGUUGGUCAUACCUUUCAGCCAAACAGUGAAACCUUCUUGCCCAAACUCACCCUUGAUGCACAGAAAGUGGUUUUUCCAGCCGUGUAUUCAGGGGAUUCUUUUUACAAGACUAUUUUGAUGACCAAUAAUGGCUCCACACCAAUUCACUACAUGCUGCCAAAAGGCCCUUCAAGCACAUUCCAAGUCAAACCAACUAAAGGCCUCCUUCGAGACAAGUAUCAGCUAUUGGUUGUAAAAACCACACCUCAGCAGGAGAACAUGCAACAAAGACACCAGCUUCAGUUCCAAUUAAAUGAUGACAGUAAACACAACAGAACUAUUGAGUUAUUGGGCUCAUCUGGGCAGCCUAAUAUCCUACUAGAUUCAGAGGGAGUGCUGUUCUUAAAACCAACUUGCAUCGGUACUUCAUCCCAGCAUAGCUACGUAAUCAGGAACGUUUCCCGCAUUCCAUUACAAUUCACUUGGAAAUGUAGUCAAGAGGAGGAAGCAUUGAUCAGUGUGGAGCCAAAGACUGGGACCAUCCUGCCCAAUGAAAUUCAGGCUCAUGUUUGGACCUUUACGCCAAAAGAAGAAAGGAAGUAUGUUUUGAAACCGUAUGCUUAUGUGGAAGACAUCAGACGUAAGGGAGACAUGAAGCGAAGAAAGCAGUUUAAGCUGCGAGUAGUAGGAGAAGGCUCAAUGGGAGAAAUCAAGGCAGAAGAAUCAACUAUUGAUCUGUCAGAUGUUGUCAUUGGCAAGACAGUCAAUCGUGAUCUGGUCAUCCUCAACAACAGUAAAUGUAAUCUUCACUACCAGCUAUUCGUAGAUCAAGAAUUACAGGGAAGUUGUGCACAGGAAGCUUGUCAGCAAGAUGCAUUGGCACUUGAGCUGGAUGUGUGCAAAGGAGUUCUACCUGCCCGGUCCCGUCACAUGGUCCAUACCACCAUACGUCCUCUGCAGCGUAUUUCUUACACGUUCCACCUGUCCUAUCAGCUUAUGUCACCAACAGGUCACCCCUUAUCACAAGACAAGCAGAAGCUUUGCACUGUCAGUGUUGUUGGGGUUUAUCCCACUUUGAAGGUGACUGAUGCUAGAUGUUAUGGCAGUGCCAGUGGCAUUAGUAAAGCAAGGGUGUGGAGCUUGUUUUCUUUGGACAAACUAAACAUGUGUUUGGAGUCAGAUCCAUCCCCUGAAGAGCUGACAUAUCCUAAUGUGAUGUGUCGCAGUACAACACGGAAAUCACCUAUAAAUACACGAGCCAUCAUGGACUUCAACUUCAGUGGAGCUCCCCAAGACAGCAAGCCAUGCAUUGUUCAUCUUAUGCUGGAGAAUAUAGGCACAGUCCCCACUGAAUGGUCAUUUUCAUUCCCUGCUGAUCUUCAGCUUGAGCUUGAGUAUUGGGCGGAGACAGGAGAUUUUGAUGCUGAUGAAUUACAUGAGAUGAGGAUCAUGGACAACAAGUUGUUUUGUGUUGAACCUCGCUGUGGCAAGCUUAGACCAGGACAGUGUCAGACCAUCACCUUCACUUACAAACAUAGUUUCCCUGGUACAGACAGACUGCCCAUGCUCUUCAAAAUGACCAGAGGCAGAGAAAUCCUGCUUAAUUUUGUGGGUGUGACAGUGGAGCCUGAUCGCAAGUAUGUACACUUUCCCAGCAACAAACAUAUGUUUGCUCCAGUUCCUAUUGGUGUGGCAAGUCAUCCAAAGCAGGUGUAUGAGCUCUACAAUGGUGGUGCUAUUCCUGUAACUUAUCAGCUUGAUCUGACAACUUUAGAGUAUACUUUGCAGGAAAACUUCAGUCAUAAAGUCUUUGAGUGCCUGAAUCCGUACGGUGAGAUCUCAGCUGGGGAAACAGCUAAUGUUGAGUGGAUAUUCUCACCCCUGGAAGCUAAGACGUACAUGGUUGAUGUACCUAUCCAUAUCAUCGGUGGUGACACAGCUCUGAUCACUUUUACUGGAGUUGGUUAUGAUAAGAGAAUCAUGGGAAAAUCUAUGCCCAUGACAGCUGGAAUGGAGUUAAAUGAUGUACCACCCAUGCAGGCCAUCCCCAUGCCAGGCCAGCUAGUGUACCUGAGUCUGGAACGAGUUGCAUUUGGGAAUGUACCAUUGUUCUGUCAGUCCCACCGUGUCAUUGAGAUGGUCAAUCGUUCACCAAGUCACAGUUUGUCGUUUGAGUGGUAUGUGACUUCAGAGACACAUCGUCAGAUCAUAGACAUUCAACCUGUCACUGGAGAAUUGCAGCCUGCACAAUGCUGUACAUGUAAAGUAACAUUUAUUGCCAUCGGAGAGCCAUCAUUCUAUGACCUGGAUAUCGUGUGUGAGGUUACCAAUGAGACUGAAAUGGCAAAAUACCUGCAGAUACUUGAGUCAUGGGAGCAAGAAAAGGAGCGGCAGAAGUAUGAGUUCACUAUCACUGACACGGAUAUGCCCGAAGAGCAGACCAAGACGAACAGCAAGCUGUGUUGUACUCUGAACUCCAACUGCAAUGAUAAUCCAGACUUUCAGCAUUACCAGACCCUACCACCAAUCAAGUAUGUCAAAUCUAGCAGAGAAUUGGAUGAGGCUGAGAGGGCACAAAGUCAGACAGACUCAGGAACACCAAUCUGGGAUAAACCAGAAGCACCGGGCAAAUUUUUACUCCAUCUAGGGGUCUCCGGACGAACACAUACUAUUGCUGAGUUUCAGAGCAACUUUCCAAAUGAAGUGCAAAAUUUCUUCAUUGACAGGACAAUGGGUGAAAGAUUUAAUCUUGGCAGUCAAGAGGUAAAGAAAAAAGGCCAAGCAACUUCAGUAACAGCUACUGCAGAGGAACAAGAGCUAGUUUGCGGCGUCACCGCCAACGUUAUCAGAGCUCUCUUGGAUGACCAUGAUUUCCAUGAAGCAUUGAAGGACAUCUGCAAUGAGCCAGUACCAUACUUCAUGCAAUUUGGGGACCGUCCCCAAGCUCUGGGUCAGCAGUCUUCCAAGUCGCCCCCCAUUGAAACCCCCCAACCACUUACUCUACCGAAUGGUCCUGCUACAUCCCAUGUAGAGAUUCAAACUAACUCUCGCCCCUCAUCUAGCAAAUCAGAGGCGUUGGCCACUUCAGAUGACUACAAAGCUUGUGAAGUCACUGCUGUCAACCCUGGUAGAAUAGAUUUAGCUUUAGUGAGGUCCCAGACCCAGUCAUCUGGGGCCCUACACACAGAGGCGGAUUAUCAACAAAGUUUGAGGGAAGAACAGAAGAGACUGGAGCAGCAGGCUCUUAAAAGGCUGCCUGAGUUUGCUACUCUGUUGGAGUCUGUUCUUGAGAAUUGCCUUUUCAACAUUGUCACUGAAGCAGGCACUGGAGAAACCAAUUUGACGGCACGUCCUCGUCUGAUUGCUCUGCCACCGAGUAGUAUACCACUUGCAUCGCCAGAUCCCCCAAAUGCUGCUCCUACUGUGAGGAUUGGCAUUAAAAGGACCAAUAGUGCCAUCCAAUCCACAUAAUCUGAGUUGCAGAAGCUUCUCGCAGAAGAUGGAGUUUGCAGUGUUGUUGCUGUGUUGAGAGAGAGUUGUACAUGUUCAGCAUUUGAAUUGUUGAAUUGAAAUUUGAAAUUGAUUUGAUUUGAAAUUGUUGUUGACCUAGACUGUUGCCAGGAUUAGGGCAUAUUUUCUCUGAUGCGUAAGGGCGGGAAAGAUUUUUGAGGUCAGCUUAGAUCAGGUUACAAAGUUUGGGUCUCAUUAAACAUUAUUCUCCCAAGUUUAUUUCAUGAAACCCUCUUGUUUCCUUACAAAACAAACUGUACUAUAGCCCCCAAACAGUUAAGAAUUUCUGUGUAAGGGCCCAUGUAGCAACUACUCACACAUUUAGAGAACUUGUUAAGAAAUUUAAUCAUUUGAUUGACACUGUUAGCCUACAUUUACAUGCACAUGGGCAACAGGCACAGCCCUAAUUUGCACUUUAUUCUAGGAAUUUGGAAUUCUAGUCUUUCAUCGGUUGGAUUAUUUUUGUGUUUUAGCACAGUAGACGUACGUGUACUGUACGUGCAAAACAGUGAACAAAAUGGUACCGAUAAAUGACUUAAUGUUGAGUGCUCAGCUCACUUUUGUCUAGUCUUUUACACUUGAUCACCAUAUAGUUGCACAAUUUGGCCCAAAUAACCAGAUUGCAAUUUUACUAUGUUCUAGUGCUGAGCAGGGAAUUAGUGCAUUUAAGGAAAAAGCAGCCAUCAAGUGCACAGUUAUUAUUAUUAUUCAUUAUUCCGCUCAACAUGAACUUUGUUUACACAAUACGCUUGGGAAACGCAACUUAAAUGAAGGAUGUAAUGAUGGCUCUGGAGAGUUUGUUUUUCAACAUUUUAACUGGAGAGAAGCUUACAAUGAAGACUUGUCACCUUUCAAGACUGGCAGUGAAACCAUUUUCCCAUAGGAAAGUUCAUAACGUAUCCCCAGACGGCUGUGUAAUUAAUGGGCCCCCAGCUGUACUGAGAGAGGGCAUAAUUUUCCUAUCAACAGAGGCUUCUUUGGUGGUAACUGACAUAUCACUGGUUUAUGAAAAAAAAUGCAAACAAUUCAGUUGCAUCUUUAACACCACCACAAACAUGGCUUUUUUAACCAAUGAGGGGGUGCUUUUGCUCAAGGGUAAUUUUUAAAAUGCCCCAUGGACAUGUAACCAAUUUUUGUCCUUCCGUUUCAUUUUCCAGUCUUGUGAUUUUUAAAAGCACCUGCAUUCGUGAAAUGGUGCUACAUGUUCCACCCUUUUUGGGGAUGGGGAUUAUUGAACAUAAUUGAAAAAAAAUGGACUGUUAUUGAGAAUGUUAUUCUCCCAUCUCCAACAUGGAUAUGCCAGUGCUUUUGUGCAGUAGUUUUAGCAAUUAUUUAAGUACAAUUGACAUAUUAUAGCAUUGCAGACACUGCUGAACAGAAAGGUUCUGGUUUUCUUAGCGCCUCAUGAAAAAUGCAUUUUCUAAGCAUACUUUUGAAUUUAAUUUUUCUAAAUGUGUAUAGAGGUCCAUGUUUGAAACUAAAAAUGUCAUGGCUACUUCUGCAAUUACUAGGGUUGGCCCAGGUCAGUGUAAUUAGCUUAGAUCAAACGGUAGAGGGAGUACCUGCAGGUCUGUGAAAGGAACAAAUCAUCACCGAUGUUCAGGCUGGGCCAGAUCAAGAUAGAAAACAAAGGGGUUUUCCAGGUUCAGGGAAAAAAAGAUCUUAAAUUAAUUUGCUGGGAGUCAUUUAUGGAAUUUUGUAGUAUACUGUGAUGACGUAUAAAAAAAAAAUCCAAUUUCUGCUAUUAAAUGAAAAGGUUAUGGGGAAUUUUAUUUGUAUUGUACCCAGACCUGUCUAUACCAUCUGUCGAAAAGUUACCACCAGAGGUAGCAAAUGAAUUUGGAUUGGGCUCAGUAUUGCAUUUAUACUUGAUACCUUGGGCUUGAGUGUGAUAUGUGCAUUGUAAAGACUUUCAUGCAUAGCAUUUUAUAGCCGGAAAAUAUGGGAUUUUAUUAAAAUUUUAAAUCCUCUAUAUUAUCAUUCUAUUCAUAACAGAUUUGUAAAAGUAUUUUUAAAUGAUGAGAGUUGUUAAGUGGUCCCUGCACAUUCCAGUGGAGGAACAGACCUUUUUUCAUGGGAAGGUAUUUCAAUUGUUCUGUGAAUCUGUCUUCUUCGAUGUUAAAUGGGGUGGUGUCAGACUGUGUUAGAUUCCAAUCCUUCAAUUUUAAAUGUUAUAUCAUUUAGAUAACAGCAUUAAUUUGUAAUAGACUUUUAUUUCAUUGCUGUUAUUUUGUAUUGUAAGGUUCCCAAAAUGAAAACUUAAUCUCACUUUCUGUUGAAGAUGGCCAACGCUUGAAUUCAGGGCCUGUUAAUUUGUUUUACAGGGAUCUCAAUCAGUGAUCCCGUUGCUGGUUCAUUCCAUUCAUUGGGCAGGUUGUGGUGUCAGUAAACUAACAAGAUUUGAAACGAACAGGCCCACAGUCUAAUUUGGAACCAGCAUGUAGCUGCAUAGCUGUGAAUGCAAAACUAUCCAGGGCAUGCUGAAGUACGGACACUAGUCUUGGCUGAAGACUGGAUUUGCAUUGCAACUCCAGUAGAAUUUGUCUCAAUCAAUAUUGGAACCCUCUACUGUUACUGCGAUUCAGCUGUGUUAGCAGCUCAUGCCAGCCCUGUGGUGUAUGAAGACAAAAACAAUGUAGAUAUACCAGUGUGGGCGGUAUCUGUACAUGUACAUGUCCCCUUUACUGUUGAAUAUUUGGAAUAUAUACAGACAGCAUAUCUCAAGUACUACUUUGGAGGUGGCAUAAAUUGGAUGCAUACCAAGAUGGCAACAACAGAUGAUUAAAAGAGCAUUUUUCCUUUCUGUGUGGUUGCCAUAUUAUUUGUUUUAUUUGGUGUUUGGUGCCUUGUCAUUCAAUAAUCAACAUGGGACUUAAUGUACCAAUGCCCGUUACGUUCCAUACAAACUGCAUUUUAACACAUAUUUUUUUACAUGGACAUGGCAAAAGUGAAACCGGUCAUUUCAAAGUACACAUAUGUAAUUAGUGCAGCAACACUGAGAGCUUGCAUUAUUAAUGGGGACUGAACAUGGGAAAGUAUCAUUUGGGGAAUCCAGCCCAUAACAAUAAACCUUAACUUUGAAAAUGGUUUUGUGUACACUGCCUUUUUAAUUUAUUUUCUUCGUAUAUUAAUCAAAUAGAUACAGAUAUUACACAGUCUGGUACUUUAUCACUGAUUGCAGCAUCCAAACUGAAAGUUUUGUAAUUGUCUUUUUUUUUUCAUUGCAUUAAAUGUAGCUUGUGUUUUACAUUGAAGAUUGUGUACAUGAAGUUAAUGUACAUUUGUGUCAAAAAUGAAAACAUGUUGUGUAUCACUUAAGGGACAAAUACUGUUUCCAAUUUCAAAUGGAGCAGUCAUUAAGGAGAACCUACAGUCAUUCGAAAUACAUUCUUUACUGCAUUAGUUUUGUAAUUCAUUUAAUGAACAGGCAAUUUGAACUUUAAGUUGUGUUGUACUGUCUACCUUGCAUUAUCUCCAAAUAAAAUUGCAUUUUGCCAUGAAA
This is a messenger RNA of Acanthaster planci (crown-of-thorns starfish), 9216 nucleotides long. RefSeq names its product cilia and flagella associated protein 65 (gene cfap65). The record is from RefSeq and is a predicted model, not a curated record. Lineage: Eukaryota; Metazoa; Echinodermata; Asteroidea; Valvatida; Acanthasteridae.